AUGUCGCCGCACCACGAGCGCCUCACGCGCUUCUACCGGAAAUACAACGCGGACAAGCUGCAUGAGAUCGACGGUGUUCUCGAGCGGUUCAAAGGACGUGAAGCACAGCUGUUUUCGGCGCUAGUGAAGAAGUACGGCCCGGAACCAGCCGAGGACGAGGUCGUCGAGGUCGCAGCUGCCACGCUGGACCUGUCAGAACCAGCUGUUUCGGAUUCUAGCCAAUCAAACGAGUCGAGUGUGUAUACUUCUCAGCGACUGCUGGCUUUUUACCAGCGGUACAAUCCUGAAAAAGUUGACGACGUGCCGCAGGUGCUGGCCAAGUAUAAGGACAAGGAGUCGCAGCUUUUUGAUGCACUGGUGAAAAAGUACGGACCGGAGCCAGGGGACUCGGACAGUGAAGGAGACGAUGAAGAGGAAGAAGAGGCAGAGGAUGGAGAGGUUGAACAAGAUGAAGAGGUGAGCAGCUCACCUAAGCUGUGCAGCGUGGUUUACUGUCCAAUUGACACGUUCCCGCCCGAGUACUGUGAGUACGGCCCCAUGUUCAAUGAGUGCAAGCCGUGGCUGGUUGAGCACUGUCCGGAUCUUGUGCUGACCAAGUACAAUCGCACGGUCGCGGAGCUCUUGGAAGUGGAGCAGCAGAUUGCUGAUGGCGUGGAGGGUAUUUCGCUCGAAGUGGAGGGCAAGACGGUGAAGAAGAAGAAGAAGAACAAGAUCGAGGAGGCGGCCAAGCGGAAGGAGAACUGUAUCGUGACGAUCUCCAAGAGCUCGCGGAAGGGCCGCAAACGUCUCACGUUUGUCACGGGGCUCGAGGAUUUCGAGGGCGUGAAUAUCAAGGAGGCCUGCAAGAGCAUGGGCAAGAAGUUUGCCUGCAGCUCGUCACUGUCCAAGACGGACCAGGGGCAGCACCAGAUCCAGCUGCAAGGCGAUUGCGUCACGGAGCUAUUGGACGUAUUGCCAGAUGUUUAUGGUGUCCACGAGGACCAGAUCGUUGUCAUUGACGAACCUGUCAAGGCAGCAAAGAAAAGCAAAAAGUAG
Messenger RNA from Peronospora matthiolae, 1035 nucleotides. Lineage: Eukaryota; Oomycota; Peronosporomycetes; Peronosporales; Peronosporaceae. The record is from the annotation of a GenBank genome assembly.